AUGACAUUCCACGGUCUUCUCCUCUUGCUGGCUUCGUUAACGUCUGCUCCCCCGCAAAGCCAAAGCCAGAUUCGGUCUGAUUGCCUCACCAGAGCGGACCUGGCAGCCCUCUUCACCAACCCAGCCCUCUCCCUCGAGGAGGCUGGCGACCUGAACAAGAGGGCCUCCGCAUACAAUGCCUUCACGAAGCAACCCGCCGCCAGGUUCGAAAUAAACCCCGGCGCCGCUCCGCAUUCCCUCGAAGCGCUCAUGGAAGCGUUCUGCGAGACCCGGACGGCCCAGCACGGUCUUUGUACCAACCUGUUUGGUGAGAACGCUCCCAAGGGGUACUGGGGGUACGGCAUUGGCGACAAAUCGCCCGACAACAUGCAGGUGCUUCUGAAGUUCGAGAAAUGCGGCGGAAUGGUGGAAGUUCCCUUCAUUGAGGUGCACAAGGGCGUCUACAAUGGCAGCCACGUCAUCAGCGAUCCAGCCAUUCUGCGCGGGGAGUGGGAGGUCAACCUCCGCUACCCGGAAAUCACAGAGAUAGAACAGCGCCAGCAGAACUCGGGCGAUCAUUCUGCUGAGACUCCGAAGCACGACUACUCGUCAACCAUCGUGGCCCACGCCUCCCUACUCGUCUUCGGCCUGGUGAAGGCGACUGCUGCCGUGUGCCUUGGCUUGGCUGCUGCAUUCGCCUAUCAACUCUACCAUCAGCCUCAAGAUGUUCGUCAGGUUGCACCACCUCGACCUGAAGCCGCGGAGAACUCCGGCGAUGCCAUGUCGGACACUGUUGCGAGACGCCGGGACAGCUCAGGGACUGCAGAUGAGUGGGAGCAAGUAUUGAAGCCAGCUGUUCAGGAGGCGUAG
This is a messenger RNA of Anthostomella pinea, 849 nucleotides long. Lineage: Eukaryota; Fungi; Ascomycota; Sordariomycetes; Xylariales; Xylariaceae. The record is from the annotation of a GenBank genome assembly.